Messenger RNA from Bubalus bubalis (water buffalo), 817 nucleotides. It is a transcript of the gene TMEM208, whose product is annotated as transmembrane protein 208. Gene Ontology annotation, cellular component: intracellular membrane-bounded organelle. The transcript is spliced from 6 exons. NCBI's taxonomy places the organism in Eukaryota, Metazoa, Chordata, Mammalia, Artiodactyla, Bovidae. The coding region runs from base 4 to 672 and encodes 222 amino acids. Gene Ontology annotation, biological process: vacuolar protein processing. The record is from RefSeq and is a predicted model, not a curated record.
AAAAUGAUGCGUAAUAUGCGCUCCCUGCAAGAUGCUUAUCAACAGGAUUCUUCCAGGAAGACAGGUGGAACUCAUUCCAGGUGUGGAGACCCCGCCUGGCUUCUGCCCCAGAGAGAAGCAGCCCCCGAGGGCUGUUGUUCCGGGAACGAGCCUGUGCCCAAAGGAAAAGUGGGCACGAGAGGGAAGAAGCAAAUAUUUGAGGAGAACAAAGAGACCCUGAAGUUCUACCUGCGAAUCAUACUGGGGGCUAAUGCCAUUUACUGUCUUGUGACCUUGGUCGUCUUCUACUCAUCUGCCUCAUUUUGGGCCUGGAUGGCCCUGCUCUUUAGUCUGGCAGUAUACGGGGCCAGCUACCACUCUAUGAGCUCGAUGGCAAGGGCAGCCUUCUCUGAGGAUGGGGCCCUGGUGGAUGGUGGAAUGGAUCUCAACAUGGAGCAGGGCAUGGCAGAGCACCUUAAAGAUGUGAUCCUACUGACAGCUAUUGUGCAGGUGCUCAGCUGUUUCUCCCUCUACAUCUGGUCCUUCUGGCUCCUGGCUCCAGGCAGAGCUCUUUACCUCCUGUGGGUCAAUGUCCUGGGCCCCUGGUUCACAGCGGACAGUGGCGCCCCAGCGCCAGAGCACAACGAGAAACGGCAGCGCCGACAGGAGCGGCGGCAGAUGAAGCGGUUAUAGCCACUGACAUUAUGGCCCCGGGUUUCUGAGCCCUGGGUGGCUCUAUCAGGCUGUGUGGUCCCCAUGCCAGGAGCAGUGAGGGCCUAGUCCAGGGGCCAAAAGCAGUCUAGGGUAUAGGAUUGUUGAAUAAAUGGCUUAUAACGUG